Molecule: messenger RNA, 2646 nt
Organism: Oncorhynchus masou masou (cherry salmon)
Lineage: Eukaryota; Metazoa; Chordata; Actinopteri; Salmoniformes; Salmonidae
Gene: psip1a
Product: PC4 and SFRS1 interacting protein 1a
Exons: 17
Coding region: 131-1750 (539 amino acids)
Source: RefSeq, a predicted model, not a curated record
GUGUCUUUUCUACAUACCCACACUGUUAUGCACGAAUCGUGCAUGUCUUCUGAAUCGGACACUUGUAGAAUGGAUCCACAUCUGAAACUCAAUUCAGGUGUGCAAUAGAGUGCCGUACGUCGCAAGAAGAAUGGCUCGUGAUUACAAACCGGGUGACCUGAUCUUUGCGAAGAUGAAGGGCUACCCUCACUGGCCUGCCAGGAUUAAUGACUACUCUGAUGGAGCUGUGAAGCCGGCCAACAUGAAGUUUCCCAUCUUUUUCUUUGGUACCCAUGAAACUGCAUUCCUAGGCCCCAAAGAUAUAUAUCCCUACCUGCCCAAUAAAGAGAAGUAUGCCAAGCCUAACAAGAGAAAGGGCUUCAACGAAGGCCUGUGGGAGGUUGAGAACAACCCAAAGGUGGAGCUGAAUGGAGAGAAGCAAAUGAUGCUGUCGGAUAACGUAACGGAGAAGGACUCUGACAGUAACCCAGACGAGGAGGGAGAUUAUGAGAAGAGGAAGAAACCCAAAGUGUCGGGGGCUGAGAGUGAGGCUGGACAGGAGGAGGAUGAUGAGGAGGAUGGGGGCAUGCAGGUCUCUGAACAGGGACAGCCCCAGGGCCAGGAUGACCCCACACCAAAUGAAUCUACAGACACUCCCAAACCCAAGAGAAGAAGGAAGAAAAAGAGUGAUGUAGAGGCCGACUCUGAGAAAGAGGACGCUGCCAACAGUCCCACAUCCAGCCCUCAAGAUGGAGAGGGCCCCACUCCUAAGCGGCGAGGCAGGAAGACCAAAGCUGAGAAGAUGCUCCUACUCCAGCAGCAGGACCCCCAGGGCUCAGGCAGUGACAUGGACACUGCUGAGUCGGAGAGAAAGAGAAAGAGGACGCCGGAAGACAAGUCCAAGAGAGGAGAGGAGGAGAAGAGGCUGGACGGGAGGAGAAAGAAGGAAGACAACAAAGGGAGAGAGUUGGAGGGGAAGAAGGACCCUGAUGCUAAACGGAGGAGACAGACCAAAGAGGAGAGCUCUUCUGACUCAGAGAACCAGGAGAAGAGCAAGGGGGUUGCGGGAGACCGCAAGCGGCAGCAGCCCACUCUGACCGAGACAGGGGACAAAGACGAUCGUCAACGACGCAAACCAGACGAGCAGAAAGAGCAAAACAAAGAUGAUGGAAACAAAGUGGAUGAAAGGAAAGGAGACAAGAAGAAAGAGAUAUCGAUAGAAUCGAGGCUGCAGAGGCUGCAUGGAGAAAUCAAAAUCUCCCUCAAGAUUGACAACCCAGAUGUGAAGAAGUGUCUGGUGGCGUUGGAUGAGCUGGGCAUGCUGCAGGUCACCACCCAGCACCUGCAGAAACACUCAGAGCUCAUUGCAACACUCAAAAAGAUCCGGAGGUUCAAGGCCAGCCAGGACAUCAUGGACAAGUCCACCAUGCUGUACAACAAGUUUAAGAGCAUGUUCUUGCUGGGGGAGGGGGACCAGCUGCUCAGCCAGGUGCUCAACAAGUCCAUAGCAGAGCAGAAGCAGCAGGAGGAGGCCAGGAAGGGAGCCCAGAAGAAGGCUGAGCGGGCCAGGGAGAACAACACAGAUAACAAUAUGAAUGGCGACUCCAGUCCGGAUGAUAAGAAGCAGGAGUCGGACAAGGAGAAGCCUGCUGAAGAGGCCUCUACAGGUGAUAACAGCAGUGAAGGCCCAAGAGGAAUCCACCUGAUGAAGAAACAUCUGACUGACUCCACUGAAGGGGAUGUUGGUGACCUUCUCCUGAGUCCUGACUGAUCUGUGCUGAUCCCACCUGCACACACUAGUCCAAACACCACCAAUAAGAGGUCCUGUUGCUUUGACACCAUGUCGUACAAAUCCAGGCUCUUCUCUGGUCUGAACACCCACGUCUUAAACCCUACAGAGCAGUGUCUUCCAAAGUCCUAUUUUAGAUUUCAUUUUUUAUGAUGAAUGCAUCCACCGUGGCUGUUUUUUAAACUGAUGGUAGUAAAGUGGUUCCACAAGGAAAAUAUGCUUAAUCUAACUAGGCAAGUCAGUUAAGAACAAAUUCUUAUUUUCAAUGACAGCCUAGAAACAGUGGGUUGACUGCCUGUUCAGGGGCAGAACGACAGAUUUGUUGUCAGCUCGGGGGUUUGAACUUGCAACCUUCCGGUUACUAGUCCAACGCUCUAACCACUAGGCUACCCUGCCGCCCCAAUAAUACUUGCAUAUCUGACCUUACUUUGAACUAUUCUGCUAUGUGGUGAAAAAUUGACAGUAUCAUGUUUGAGAAUGUCAUGGCAAAAAUGGAGUGGGACAAGGAAGCUUUAUAGUCCGUUUUAAAAUCACUUAAUGUUUGACAUCGCAAGAUCUUGCAGUUCAACUCUGAAUUAUACAAGAUAAAAUAUACGGUAGUUACUGGUAGAGGAGUCUUUGUAUUACUAGUUAGUUUAGUAAAUGUACUCAAUACUGACCAAUAUUACUCCGGGUAGGUGCACAUGUUGCACAGAAAGGAAAUACUACUUGUGUGCCAAAGGUUUUUUCUUUCACUCGCACACCAAGUUUAAAUGUGUCUGUUGUAAGUCCUCCAAUUUGCUGACAUUGAUGUAAAUAAGAGUAUUUUUGUGCCUGUCUGAAAGCCUGUUUAGCCUCCUUUGUAAUAAAGCAUUGGUUCAAUAACCAUUUGUCGGUAA